Molecule: messenger RNA, 745 nt
Organism: Dermatophagoides pteronyssinus (European house dust mite)
Lineage: Eukaryota; Metazoa; Arthropoda; Arachnida; Sarcoptiformes; Pyroglyphidae
Source: RefSeq, a predicted model, not a curated record
CGAAACCAUUGUCAAGUGUUUGACUCAUCAUCACAGUGUCAAUUUCCAUUUCCUAUCAUUUCAUCACUGUUUCUCUGCAGAACAAGUUGAAAAGCUUUUCUAAUUUCUAUCCACUCAAAAAUACCUGAUUCUAAUUUCGAAAUUCUGCUUUGUUUUCGACCAUCAUUGAAAGAUCAUCGAAGCAAACGAUAAUCAAAAUGGAACGACCACCAGGAUUUCUCAUCAAAAAAACUGCUAUCAUUUGUUAUACUUCGAUUUCGAUUAUAAUUGCAUUGGUUUUGUUUGUUUGUGUUGUUGUGUCCUAUGAUGACUUAGAUGAUGUCCUACAAAAAGCUCAUGAACAACAUCCAGAGAUUCCUGUGGUAUAUGAUAAGCGAAUGGUGUUUGUGUACAUAUCGUCGAUGUGCGGUAUUCAAAUUGCUUUCUCACUCAUCGGUUUGCUUGGUGCAUUGGAUGAAUGUUAUGCCCUUUCGGUUAUCUAUUUGGCACUAACAUUUCUUGAUUUGAUGUCUUCGAUUGCUUUGACAGCAUUUCAUCCAUUUUUGAAAUUGCAUGUUGCUGCAAAUGUAAUCGUAUUAUUGAUAUCGUGUUCAUUUAUAAAGGAUCUACGUAAACUGAUGAAACGACAACACUCAAUCAAUCCACUCGAUUCUGUGGAAUAAUCGUGCUCAUCUAUAUCAAUCUCUCACUUGUUUUUUCAUUCAUUCUUUAAUCAAAACAUUUCUGUAGUUUAUAAAUAUAAUAA